Porites lobata is the source of this 10054-nucleotide messenger RNA. NCBI's taxonomy places the organism in Eukaryota, Metazoa, Cnidaria, Anthozoa, Scleractinia, Poritidae. The record is from the annotation of a GenBank genome assembly.
ACUUCCAAGAAACUCGAGCAGCCGGAAACUCGUGAAAGUGAAGGUUGAGGGAUUCUUGUUAAAAUGGAAAAGGUACCCGUUGUUUUGUAAGUGUUAUACUAAGUUAUAACUUAAAAACGUCAUGGUAGUGAACGAUUGCUUAAUUUAAAGAUGCGAAAGCCAAAAUCACUCUGAUAAAUUUUACAAUAAGCUUUACAACUGAAUAUCAGGACGUAACAUGUCGAUAAUUCCGAUAGUCGCUAAAAAUCGAUCGUUGUCGAUAAAAGUCGAUACUAAAUAAUCGACAAAUAUCGGAAAUCGAUAAAAGUCGAUCACAAAAUUUCUUGUAAUUAUCGAAAGAUAAAAAACGAUCAUAUGUAGAGCUAUGUAUGUUUCAAUGUUUUAUUUUGCACUGUAACUAGAGCUUGACAUGUUGAUGUAGAUAGAAGUCGAUAAAAGUCAAUACAAAUCGAUAGCCAGCCCUGAGAACUUUGUGAUUAUCGACUUUUAUCGACAAAUUAAACUAAUCAAUCGACAAUUAUCCAGCACUAUCGACUUAUCGCCUAGCUUUCCGAUGAUCGAUUUCGAUCGACAUGUUAUGUCCUGUGAAUAUGGAAUUGGUGUGCCGGGCGUAAAGCAUUAAUAAACAAAGUAAGCUAGAACUAUAAAGCCAUGCAUAUUAACAUUCAAUUUGCUAAAUUCUACUCAUAGUGAAAGUGGUAAAAUUGCUAAAAACUAUUUGCAGCCAGUAUGCCAAUCUAAGCUGAACUGUUUUAAUGAUAUUAAUAUUUACUUAUUUUGAUUUCUCCCAGUGAUUACUUUAUAUUUUAUUUUGUUUUGAAAAUUCUCUUACUGUCUUGUUGCACUCUCUUUCCAUUCUGUUUUAUCUAAAGUAUGAUCUGUGAUCAAACUCACCAAAAACAUUAAUGAAAAAAUAUGUGCAUUUCAUUCAAACAAAAUUUAACAGAGUGGGGAGAGCGGCUGUUCUGAACAAAAUAUGCUUAUCUUAUUCUCCUGAAAAAAUUUGAGAAAAGUAGAUGCACUAGAGGACCUAGUCCAGGAAAAUUUUAGAUCAUUUGUCUGUAAGAAAGUGCGGGGAAAAUUACAGACAAAUAUAUGGAAAAUCUAAAGCAAGCCUCUGGAAAAUUACAGGCCCCAAAAGGGACAAUAUAUUUUUCAAAGGCCAAUUGAUAUUUUUUUCAGAGGGGCUUUUUAUUUUUUAGAUUCUCAUACAAACUUAUAAUUUCGAAAGGGCUUAUGUCAAGAUGGAGGGAAACCGUGACAAGGUUUUAUUCAAUCAAUUGGGUAGUAGUAGAUCAGUUGCUGGGAAAUUUCGUAAAAUUCCGUUUUUGCUUUAUUUUUCAAACUUAUUUUUGAAUUUUGGGGCUUAAAUUGAAGGGGCUUAUGCAAGCCCCAGUGGGGCUUAUAUUCAGAGGGGCAAUUUAACGGAGGGUUUUUUGUGUUACAUGUUUUGGGGGGGCAUACUAUAUUUGGGGAGGCUUGUACAUGGAGGGGCUUAUUUUCGGAAUUUUACAGUGACUUCUGAAGCUCACUUGCCCAAUGGCCAGGGUUCAGGCAUGUCAUCCUCUAACUAAAUCAUUAACUAAGACAAGCAAGAAGAGGUUCCAGGCAAGCAAAAUGUGAGAGCUGCCUACCCAAAGGACAAGCUGGAAUUCAAGUUUGUUUUGAGCCCUAUUAAAAAAACAAAAAUCUGUUGAAAAUCAUGACCAGGCCACUGGGCCAUGGGCCCACUUUUAGGAAAACCCCUAGAGAGAAUAACGGAAAUUGAGCCCACUUAAUGAUUUGACAAAACUCAAAACUUUUUUAACACAUUUACUCCCAAGCUGAUGACAUUUUGCAAACAUCUGGUCAUCACACAAUUCAGUCAGAGAAUAUCUCACAUAUUUUUUCUAUCUUUCUCUUGUUUUAAGCCAAACGCUUUUGCUUCCAUCUGACGUAAACAGAUAAUUGGGCUAUAGCCUUGUUAAGGGGUAGAAAUGAAGAAAUUAUUUGAAAAAGCCAAACUUGAGUAUAAGUUCAAAAAGGCUGGUGAGGGACAUACCUUGGAGGGUGGAUCAUCAUCAUCAUCAUCAUCAACACAACAGGCUUCUACUUCACAAACUCCAGCCUCCAGAACUGUACCAAGCUCAGAUGCACAAAGAGCAGGCCAGGUGAGUAUGGACAUUUAAUUCUUUUGAUCAAUGCUCUAAUCAAUCCUGCGACUCACGUCAUGAAAAAUUGUGAGUUGCAGUUUAAGAUCAGUGUACUAUGCUAGUCCAAAAACCCAUGAUUUUACUGGAAUAUAUGUAAGGAAAAGUUUCUGUUUAUUUGUUCAGAAAUAGCUUACUUCUGGAAUUUUAUUAUAGCAGAGUUGAGAGAUGGUAUUGCUCUCUUGACUUAAGGAAGGUUUUGAUUACAGAUUUAAAGUAACAAACAAGAUAGUCUUUCAAAUCAUCUUCAGACUGCUCAAUCAGUAGAUGCAUGAGCCAUGAGCAAAACAUGUGACAGGAUUACAAACAGUGUGUUCCCACAUGGGUGUAAGGGGUGGGUUAUUAUGUAUGUAUGAGGUGUAUAGGCAGCUGUUGACCUUUUGUGUGUGUGUUACAGGUCAAAAUUAUAUUCAGGUUAAAAUGUUUUAGCCUAGGUCAAUUUACUUUGUCUCUUAGACCUAAUUCAUGAAUAAUUAGGCCUAGGAGACAAGAAAACAGAGCAUCAAUCUGGUUGAAAAAAUUUUAGCCUGAAGAUAAUUUUGCCUUGUAACAUAAUUAUGUUUAAUCAUGGACAGUUUCUUUCUCUUGUUUUAUAGAUAUCUCUAUAAUGUCACAGUUUUUUAUGUACAUUAAGGAGCGUCAAAGUUAUAAUAGUUAUUAUUAAUUUCACUAAUAGGCUGCCUUAGAGAGAUUUUCUAGUUAUGAAAAAAAUGCAGUGAGACGUCCAAAGUCAGCAACAGCAACAUGGAAGAGCAGAGAGCCAGCAACAGCAGCAUCACAAGGAUCAAGCUCUGGUGAUGCUCUGGACCUUGCUAAGUUAAAGAGAGAAGGUGAUUUACUGAAAGAAACGCUCUUUGAUGAAUCUUUGAAUUAUAAAAUAUUGUAAUGUGAUUAAUAUAUAUAUUUAAUUAUAUUAUUAAUUUAGAAAUGUGUUUAUUGUUAAUUAGGAUAUUGUUUAUAAAAUAGUGUUACGUUUGUUUUACGUGUUUGUUGUAGUAAUUGUUGUUUAGUUAUUGUUUUGCUUUGUUUUUCCCUUGUAAAAAGUAACUAGUCUUCUUUAGCUGCCAUUUGGUUGGGUGGGUAGUUUCUGUGAGUCAUUUAGAGAUCAAUACUUUUAAUAUUGUCAGGACAUGAAGUUAUAUUCAAUGGUAAUUCAUAAACUAUUUUGUGUCACUCUCCACUGCAGACUGCACAGUUUAGAUACUCAGGGCCAAGUUGUUUGUAAGAUAAUGCUAUCCACCGGAUAAAUCUGUAUCCAGUGGGUAACAUAAUAUUGGUUUCCUUUUUAAUCCUUAUCCGCUGGGUAGUGAUUUAUCUGGUGGAUAGCGCUAUCCAAGGUUUGAACAACCAAGGCCAGGGUUAUGCUGUGACAAAUGUUUCAUGCAUAUUUUAGUGAGACAUGAGAUGUUGAUCGAUGGAGCUACCCAAGCAAGAAAACCAGUUAAUGUACCUCAGUCUACAGCUGAGGUGAGACGUUGUUAUGAUUACCGGUACAUGUAAUUUCCCUGGAUGUGGAUUAUUAAUUUUCUGGCUCUGAGUCAGGGUUGGCAUGAAGAUGAACGUCUAAUAAACCUUACAAGAUCACCAUUUCAGUCAGACAAGCCAGAAAAGUUCUCAGGCAUAUUGACUUUCAAUAAUAGUAUUUCUUUAAGUAAAACUUAAAUCCUUUAUAGCUUCAAAAUGAUAACCUGUGAACAGAAUUUUAUUAGUCCAGUCAUCAUAUCCAACUACUAGAAGGAUUUCGUUGGAUAUAGGUCAUGUUUUAGACAAUGAGCGAAGGAUGGCUGUUAUAUGCAGCCCUGCAUGUAUUUAUUAACAACCUCACAUUGUUAGGAGCUUUUGGGCCGCAGCUUUUUUUUGUGAAAUAAAAUGCUAUGUCAAGAUUUGGUGUAGCUGGUUAGUGGGUCCUCAUCUGAGGAGUCAGUUAGGAAUCACUUACCAAAGUCAUCGACCCUAAACUUGAUUUCUACCUACAGCCAACUGAAGUUGAUUGUUCAACUGUACAAGCUCAUGAAGGAGUCUACUUCAGUUGUCCUCUUUGUCCAGCCUCAACUUUACAAAGAGAAAUGGAUAAACAUCUGGCACAGUGUCUUGAGAAGGUAAAUAAUGUGUUCUUAAAAUGUAGGUUAAGAGCUAAAGUUUAUUUGUGAUUUUGUGGGGAAGUAAGAUUUGCAAGUGAGAGAAUACAUUCUCUUAUUAUAAUAGCUCUUGCAAUGUAACAACAUUUUGAUGUCAUUGAAUAAGAUUGAUAUAUUUUUGAUGAGCUCAUUAUGUAGUAUGUCAUACAAAUUCAUAAUGAUAAUAAUAAUUGACCAUAAAAACUACUGUAAAUUGUUUUAUUGUGCAUUAAAUUAUUUUACCGUGUUGUAGUUGUUGUGCUCACUUUAUUGAAGGAGUUUUCCUUUUUCUGAAUAGUAAUACUAUGUGUAUUAAUUUCAGCAUUACAAGGAAGAAGCUUUGUCAACCUCAUGCUCAAUGAUUUAUUCACUUAAUAAAGACAAGGACAAAGUGAAGGCUUGUGUUGACGUACUUUGUAGGUAAGAAAGAAAUUAAAGCAAUCAGCUCAUAAGGUACUCCUUAAUUUUUUCAUAGCCAAUGGUAAUCAACAUAGUUACUGGAAGUUACAUGUAGCUCAACUGCAUUCUAGUAUAAAAUAUUUUAUCAGGAGGUUAACAUGUAGGAAGCCUUGGUUGUUUCAUUGCAUAUUUUCUUUAGACAAGACAAUUUACUUUGCAAUUUCUCCCAUAUAUCUGGGACACAAAAAAAACUUAAAGUAACCAGCAACAUACUGAUGAUAAAUAAUGGCCAUAUUUUAAUACAACUUACUACUAUGUCAUUACCAUGCAGCAUACAUGUGCUGCUACACUGCUUAACUGCUUAAAUCUGGUACAUGUAAAGCCAUGCAAACAUGCUGUGUAGUAUGCAUACCAGUAGUAGCUAACCUACAUGCAGAUGUCUCCUCUGUCCUUUGAGCUCAAGGAACAAAGGAAAUACACUGUAGGAGACAUCUUCACCAAGGUAACUCAGCAGUAGCUUGAUAAUACAUUAGGUCUAAUACGGUAAUUACUUUUACUGAAUAUGUUUUGUAAUCUUGUUAACUUGAAUAGGUACCUUGAUAAUAUCUGCAAAAAUCCUGAUGAAGAAAAGUUUCAGAAAGUAAAGCAAAGCAAUAAAGUUUUUCAGGUGAGAUUUUCACUCAAGAAGAUCCAAGAUCUAGAAAUUUUACUGGUUAAAAAAGGAAACUAGACAACGUGCUUUAGCAACAAAGUAAGCAAACUAUGAUGGGUGUAGGUACCAGCAUGUCUACUCAUCUCUGAUGCUUUGCAGAAGGUCAAUGUAUAUUAAAAUCUGACAUACUUAAGCUUAAUUUGUGAUUCAUUGCUCAAGAAAUCAUUACUCGAUCAUGGCCUACUUGUGUAGCACUCAACAUUGUCCCUCUGUUAGUUGCAUUUCUUGUGUGAAUUUGUUAGUUCAUUUUGUUCUUUUAUGCAGGAGCGUGUGAUGCCCAUCAAAGGAGCCGUACCAUUUCUUCUUGCCUGUGGAUUUGAAGAUAAAGUUCUUCCUGUUGAAGGUAUACUCUUGUUGUGGUACCCAGAGACAGUUUCAGUUGUGCGCAGUCAGUCUGAGAAAGAGGCACUUAAACUUUUGAGGAAUUAAGAUUAAGACUUCCUGCGUGCAAUUUGAUCUAGAAUGGCAGGUCACUGAAUGAACUUCAGAGAUAAAGGGGAAUGUUUCCUGCACAUUUUAUUUAUGGCUCUUACAGUUAAUUGUUUGUUUGUUUUACUUUUGUUUGUAUUUUUUUCGGUAUUUUUUUCCUCUGUUAAGAUGUAUGUGCUCUUCAAUAAAUAUUGAAAACUCAGCUAAACUGUGAAAAGUGCAUCCAUAUUUUGAUCCUUCCAAGUCUGUGCUUGUGCUUAGGAAUGAUUUAGAGUGAUCUGUCCGAGCACAGCGCAAAGACUGUUUAGACCAGAUGGUAGUAACAAUAACAUUGAUUUUAUUUUUCUUAGUAUCUUUGAGAUUCGUUCUAUUUUGCUAGAGUUGAUUCUCCAUUUUAAGUUUUUGCUGCCAAUUUAUGUCUGUAACCCAAAGAGCAGAGCUGCUAUGGUUCAUUUACGUGUGUAUAUGGUUGUUUUUUUUAGCAAGAUUUUUUUACUUUUCUCAUAUUUACCUGCCAGACUCUGAAGACAGAUUCUUUGUAUUACCCAAGGAGAAAAGCUCUGAUAGCGAACAUCUGAAAAUGUUCAAGGAAGUUUUACUUUCUAGUGAAGCUUUGAAGCCCAAGCUUGAUCGAUGCUUAAAGGUUUGUCAUUGCUUCGUACUUAAGCAUGCACGAUGCAUGUAUCGGUGUAUUGCGGUGCAGACCAGUGGAUCACAACUGAUCACCCCAUUUAUAGGCCAAUCUAUAUUUACACUUUUUGCCUCGUUAGCAUGAGCCUUUCAUUUUCUGAUCAAGCUAUUACAAAAAACUCUCCGAACAAAAAAAAGGGCAUAACAACUUCAGUUAUUUGUGAAAAUUUCAGCCCGGUAUACCGAAUAGUUUCAGAGAAAUUAUCUUUGAAAAAGCUCCAAAGUUUAAAAAAAUGUAUGAGCUCAUUAACGUUUUUGCUACCCAACAAUUUUGCAAUUUCCAAUGGUGGCUAUUUCCUUUGUUGUUGCUUGCAAAGAGCUAAAAAUUGCACAAAAUGUUCAAAUUAACCAACUCUUUCAACUUUUGAAUUAAAUUUGUGUCUAAUAUUAUAUUGGCGCAGUCUUUGGGUUAACUCGUAUACAAAUAAGCAACAAUGUCAACUAUAACGCAGUAAAGAUUCGCCUAUAGAAUCUGUAGAACUAGUUUCAAAGGGGGAAGGGGAAGUGGGGGAACUGUCAUAUACAGGUCGCAUAGGUUUGUUCUACUCUGAAGAGAGGGCAGUCUGGGGUAUGGUAUGGAAAUCAAAAGGUGCACUGCUGGCCUACUUAACUGCGAUGAUCAUUCUUCACUUUCAUCUACAACCGCAGUUCAAAAAUGAAUUAUUUCAUAUAUACUUCACAACAGUUUAAAUGUUGUUUGUAACUACGAUUUUUUAGGUGUACAAACCUUCAAGUCAUGCCAGCCGUUUUGAAGUUCCCAGUGAUUUCUUUAACAAGACGGCUGAUGAAGUUAAAAGAGAACAGCUUUCAAGGUAUCACAUUUUCUAAUCUUUCUUUUUUUUUCUGCUCAGGUGUAUGCUAAUUAGUUACCAUUGAAAUCAUGCUGUGGGGGGAGGGGCAGUGAUGGAUGAGUAUCGUGCCCAGGGGUGGGAGGGGUAACUCUAGAAACCAACAAAGGCCUGCGUGGAUCGUGGCUCUGACUUCCAAGGAGGACUUGAUUCAAAUUAUUAUUCUCACAACCUGCUUCCCAUCACAGGUUAUGUCACAGCGCGUGAUAAUAAUUUGUGUGGCCUACAGUCAACUCCCGAUAACUCGAACUUUCAAGGGAAAUCGAAAAAAGGUUCGAGUUAACGGGAUUUCGAAGAAAAUAGCCGAGAGUAAGGUAAAAAAAAACAGUUUUUACUGCACAGUGAACAUUUUAAUCACAUUUAAUUGUAGAAAUGUCAAGUGAAAAUUAAAAGAUACUUCUAGUAUAUAAAUCAGAACGUAACGUAACAAAACAUAGCCUAAAUAGAGCAUGCGUUUUACUGUUUUGAGAAGAAAAGCUGCUUCACGUUAGCCUGUGACAAUCAACAUCAGCCUCCACUAGUAAACUAUACUCCUACAACACGUCAAUGGGAAAUCCAAAAUUCAAUGUUUCGGACGCCCGUAGACGGUUUUUUCCCGACUUUUUGAGGGUUCAAAACUUAUCGAGGGUAAGAUUAUACAGAAAAUGACCUGAGGGGAAACGAAAAUUGGUUCGAGUUACCGGGAGUUCGAGUUAUCGAGGGUUCGAGUUACCGAAGGUAAAAUUACAGUGAACGUAUGACGUAAAUCCAGAGGAAAUCGAUUUUGGUUCGAGUUAGCGCGAGGUUCGAGUUAACGAGGGUUCGAGUUAUCGGGAAACGACUGUAUUACAUUUGUUUCUGCGCUGGUUGGUCUUCAUUGAGCUGAUGUAUAACCAAAACCAACUGAAAGGAACGAGGACAGUGGUAUUUCGUCAAUAAGUUAUCCAUGUGAUUCGGAAAAAAAAAUUAAAGUUCUCUGAACACAGGAGUCGAACUGUGACCUUCUGGUUUCUAGUCCAGAUGCUCUAGCACUGAGCUAUAGGAGACUAAGGGGGAACUAAGUCCUUCAGCGUAAAUUUAUUUAACAAUAUGCUGCAUCUGCAAGGACUGAAAUGUCGAUAGGCGGCAUAUGAGCAAAUGGCAUUGAUAUAAAUGUGAGCCAGGGUGAAUUUUAAGCCUGAAUAUGCGAAUGAUGCUUCUUCGGUUAGUGAUAAAGGUCAUGCAGCAAAAAUUAAAAUCGCCAUGUUUUGCCAACAGUGUUCGAACCUAUAAAGACCUUUGGCCACUUUUUGUCACUUUUCUACGAAAGUUUGAGUGAGAACCAAUCAUGUAUACUUGUAUCUGUGAUCAUGUAUUGGAAAAUCCGUGAGUGACAGGAGCUGUUUUUAGUUUACGUGAAUUAUCUCUAUAAAAUUGAUUUUCUUCCCUUUUUUACCAGAACUGAGGAAAUUGAACGCAGCAGUCAGCUUAGAACCCGAGCAAUGCGUGAGGCCGAGAAGCGCCCUUCCAAGACAUACCGUUUUACCUUGAUACGGGUUCGAUUUCCUGACGGUUAUAUUCUUCAAGGUACAUGCAAAUAUACUGCAUGUAAAUCCACUCGUUUUUACGCGUUUUAGUUUUCAACAUAAUGUGGAUAAUGAAUGCUUCUUACUGUUUUCUUUUUGGUAGGUACGUUUUAUUCCCGCGAAAAACUUCGGGAUGUGUUCGAGUUUGUUCGCCAGUCACUCGUGUCCGACUGGCAACCGUUUGUAUUGUCGGAAGCCACUGGGCAGCUUACAGAUGAAAAUGCAAUACUUAUGGACCUUGGUUUGGUAAGUAGUUGAGUUAAAAUGUUGGCUUUGAUCGGAUAAUCAAGAUUCGAGCUGCUCAAGAAUCGAAGCUUUGGAAUCGAGAUUCGAUUUUGAAUGUGCUGGCAACUAAAGAAAUAGCCUGUGAAAACAGCGGACAUUCGCGACGUCACCAUUAGUUUCCCCGCGAUUUUAAAGCGAAUAAACCUCUGCUCAUUAGGGUGCAUUAUUUUUUACUACAGGUACCUGCGGCUCUGGUGAAUUUUAAAUGGGAUCCAAGUGUUAUGAGAGACAUUGUAGCAGCUCAAGGACAAGUGGACGAAAACGUCUUCUUAAAACCUGCCCUACUGCACUUAGUACAAGAACUAAGCUAAACUACCAAUGUGGAAAUUUAAAGAAUUAUAUUAGAGUACGGUUCUCUGCGAAACGGACGCUGUAAAUCUGCAGCGUAGUGUAAUUCAUGUCGAAGGUUUCUGUGUUUUUAAAAGAAGCUGUGUCACGAAAUUUAUCAAAACUGAAACGAUGGAAACUGCCAGCAAAUGGAGACUACGACGGGAAAAUGCCUAAUUUCACGUUUUAUGGAGGACGUAAACAAGUGACCGCUUAUUUUUCUUUCUGUUUCUGAACUUGAAUAUGAUUCUUAGGAAUUCGGCUUAAAAAGAGUUCGCUUGAAUUUGACAAAGUAAAUUAGUUGGAGUAAUCGCGAUAGAGAUUAAAAGAACGCAAAUUCACUUUUUAAGCGACGUUUUGUAGGCCGUUGCCGUCAUGGUCCUGUUUGUCAAGUUCCAUAGCGAAUAAGGACACGUUAUUGGCAUUAUCAACAAUAUUGGAGAGCUUAAGCAACAAGGACGGCAACGGCUACGAAAACCUCAAUCAAUUAUCGUCAAGUCGCGCUGCUUCAAAC